This is a messenger RNA of Sardina pilchardus (European sardine), 2553 nucleotides long. Its product is annotated as zinc finger protein 777-like. Gene Ontology annotation, biological process: regulation of transcription by RNA polymerase II. Gene Ontology annotation, cellular component: nucleus. Gene Ontology annotation, molecular function: DNA-binding transcription factor activity, RNA polymerase II-specific. Bases 66 to 1367 code for a protein of 433 amino acids. Lineage: Eukaryota; Metazoa; Chordata; Actinopteri; Clupeiformes; Clupeidae. The record is from RefSeq and is a predicted model, not a curated record. The transcript has 4 exons.
UCAUCCAGUGGACCCUAUGCAGUGGACACAUUUAACAUCAACAACCUUAAUCUGAUCUGUGCAUCAUGAUCACACGGUCUGAGUCUCAGUUUAAAGGUAGAAUUUCAUCGAUACUUCAAGUGUUUGUGGAAGCAGCAGUGGCCGAAAUAUGUGAGUAUAUUGACCUCGAAGUAGCUACUUUACGUGCUGAGUUGUCGGUGUGCCGUCCAGAGAAAGGUUCUGCGAGAGGAAAGUUACAGUCACAGUCCACGGAACAGAACAUUUCUUCGGGAAAUGGACGUGAAUUUGGAACUCCAGACAACAACGAUACCCUACCACACUGCAUUGCUGGUCGUGAACAGGCCGAGAGGAAAUUAUUCAGGAACCAGGGAUCUCCCAAAACCUCGCAUCCGUGUGCCCUAUGGAAUCAGCAGAGUGGCAGUGAAGAUGGCCAAAACGCCACUGAUGAAGAGUGCACAGAAUUGGAUGCUGUUUCAGUCAAAAAGGAAAUGCUGGAGGAUUCGGAGCAGUCAAACAAAGCUAGAGACAAACAGGAAGCAGACACAUCCACGGUGGCCAUGGGCCUCCCUGACCCUAAUGAGAGCAUGGGCACAGCGCCACCAAGCCCCCACGCCAGGCUGGAAUGGGCGACCUCUGAACCCCCAACCCGCGUCAGCGCCAAAUGCGGCUCCAAGUCCGAGCCCUUGUGUGAGCGCUCCGGCGCGGCGGCUGGCGACGGCAGCAGACCCAGCUGUAUGGACUGCGGCGACGAGAGCGAGAGCGAGGAGGAGGACCUGCAGGAGUGGGACAGCGCUGUCGCCGCCAAGCAUUACGCCGCCUCCGCGCAGCUGGCACAGGGUGUGGACCUGCAGCAGGAGCAGGAGCAGGAGCAGGAGGAGGGGAAGCACGGCGCGGCGUACUUAACACAUUGGACUGACCCGGCGUCUCCACACAGAGCUCCGCCCCACGCACACCACUCCAUGCAGUAUCUGCACGAGGAGCCGCCCGACCCCAUGGGGGGCUUUGGGCUGAACCUCCCCCCCGGCAGCAGCGACUACCACAACGUCCGGGGAGGAGACCUUUCCGUGAGUCACCUGGGCAUGGCUAUGCAGCAUGGCGCGGACCUGGAGGAGAGGUACAUAUGCCCCAUGUGCGGCAAAAUCCUGCGGACGGACCGGGCGCUGCGUGCGCACGUGAAGGACCACACCACGCUGCACAUCUGCAACCACUGCGGGAAGAGCUUCGCCAGGCUGACCAACCUGCGCGUGCACCAGAACAUCCACAUGGGACUCAAACCGUACACCUGUAAAUUCUGCUCCAAGAAGUUCAGCGACCCGAGUAACUACAACCGCCAUAAACAACGCUGCCCGCCGUCUGCUCACGCCUAGCUGAGCUCCUAUUGGUCUGCCCACACCUAGCUGAGCUCCUAUUGGUCUGCCCACGUUUAGCUGAGCUCCUAUUGGUCUGCUCACGCCUAGCUGAGCUCCUAUUGGUCUGCCCACGCCUAGCUGAGAUCCCAUUCGUCUGUAAAACCUACACCUGACAUAUUGUGUGUUGGAAGCAGGCUUGUGCAAAAUUCUGAAUUUUAGAAUUGGCCUCUAUUCAAUUAAUGAAUUGGAAUUGGAAUUGAAUUGGCUCCGCCCACGGGAAGUUGAAUUGGAAUUGGAAUAACAGGAAGUGGAAUUAAUUUCAUGGCAACUCAAAGCAAUUCCACAGUCACACAACAGGAAGAAUGUGUUGAAUCUCACAUAUAUUCAGUUUUGGGAAGGUUACUGUGAAAAUGGAGUAGGUCACUGUUUUAAGUUAUAAGUUGUGUGUUUGAUGCAAUCAUAUCUGACAUACGGCUUCAUUGUUAAACAAAAUUGUUCUGCUUCCUUUAAUUCAAAUUCAAAUUGUAAUGUUGCAUCCUGCUUUUGACAUCAAUUCAGAUUCAAUUCAAAUUCAAGAAUUUAAUUGGAAUUUAGGAGUCAUUCUCAAUUCAAUUCUGAAUCUUGGCCUGGUUGGCAGGUAGUAGCAACUGUCAUUGUGCCUUGUUACAAACUUGAAUUCUAACAUAGGCUUGUGGUCCAGUAUGUCUGUGGAAACGUUAGAGAGAGAGAGAGAGAGAUUGUGUAUUACAGAUGCUCAGACAUUACUGAAACUACACACACAGCAGCUGAUCGUGCGCUCAAUAUUGGACAGAACGCCUGCCUUUCUAGUAAAAUCUUUUUUUAUUUAUUGUAAGGUUGCCAGCAGUACACAUAGCCAAUCAUGUUAUUUAUUUGAUACAACACAAAUAGGACACUGCAGACAUGCGUUCCAUUGUUGGGAUGUGUUAUGACAUUUACUUGGGAUGCUCAUUUUGUACUAUUCCUUCCUGGUCUCUCUUUCCUGUUAUAUGUUACUGAUAUAUGUCUCCUAUUGCAUAGACACACCUGUUGGUGGAAGUAAACACACACUCAUUGUUGCAUGGUCCUAGAACCACACUUGUCAUGAACCGCUAAUCUCCCAUCAUUCAAUAGCUGAAAUGGUUUUAAGUUUUAUUGAAUCGUUUGCGUUUCGUUGAAUGGUUUUUCAUUAAAAUCAUAUGAAGGA